Messenger RNA from Schizophyllum commune H4-8, 1918 nucleotides. RefSeq lists its product as uncharacterized. The transcript has 7 exons. The record is from RefSeq and is a predicted model, not a curated record. Lineage: Eukaryota; Fungi; Basidiomycota; Agaricomycetes; Agaricales; Schizophyllaceae. Bases 197 to 1630 code for a protein of 477 amino acids.
CUUCUCCCGUCAUGUGCUGCUGUUCGACAAAGGAGCGCCGUGCGAAGCGCCGUCGUCCAUUGCUUUGUUUCCUUGCUCCUCGCUCUCACAUCGAUUGAGGCUCUGCACCUCUGGAGAGCCUCUCAUCUCGACCUUGCUUCAGCACCAACAACUCGCGACAUCGCGCCUCACCAGCUCGUUUGGACUCGCAGCCAAGAUGGCCGACAUGCAGGUAGAUGGUGAAUUGGAUCCUCUCUUACACGCGCUCGAGCUUUGGGCUGCGCAUUACUGCGAAGGAGGUGCCAAAGUACCGCGCGCGGUCGAGAAUUAUGUCGAGGCCUACAAUCGGUUCUUUGACCGCCCGCAGCACGGUAACCCAAGACAUGCGGCGACGGAGUCCAGCGUCGAAUUCAGUGAAAUGCUCAGGAGAUUCGUGAAUUACGUCGCUGAAUGGGAAUACGCCCUCACCAUGUACGAUAUGCACCGCUCGCACGUAGCCAGUGCCGUCAAACACAUGUGCUUGUUCCUCGACUUCGCUGUCGAGCGCGGUAUCCUCCCGAGAAGUUUCCACUUCGUUAAUGACGCAAGAGAGGACGUGCUUUGGGCGCAACACUAUGUUCGCACCCUUCGCGCGUUCAUUACUAUCAGAACAUGCUACCAUCGAGCGUUCGUCUACCCCGAGGUGCCCUUGAACCCGCGCAAGUGGCACAUUCGACUGCUCGUCCACGACGUGCGCUGGGAUUGUGUACUCGCGGGGCGCAUUGGAUUCAUCCACGAUCUGGGAUUCGAGGAUGAUGACGAGCAGGUGGACUACUCCGACCUGCCCGCUGAUCCUAUCAAGAUCUGCAUACCCAAGGCUGCCAGUAUCCUACUUCAACCGACGGACACCAUCUGCGGUGACCUGUACCGCAUCGACGAAGAUCACUUCAUCUUCGGGGACCUCUUAAACUGCUUCCCUCACGACAUAACUCAUAAGCCCUACGGCAUGGACGUGCAGGGAUUUCUCAACGCAGAUGUUCCCCUUUCCAAACCGCUCCGCGAUCCCCUCCGCGCGCGCUCGCUCGACCCCGCCUUUCUCGUCGACUCCGAGACUGGCAAGGCGUACGUCGUCAAGGGGAGCAUCAUCCCCGUUCUGGAGCCAGGAGACGAUACUGCUCAGGCGCCCUUCGACGUGGAGCCAGAGGCGUACGCGCACGAUGGGCUUCCCGAUGGUCUGGUCGGUGAGGCCGUCUCGCCGCCGUUCGAGGUGUAUGGGAGCGACGGGCUCCCCCUGCAUCAUAUGCGCCGCCCGCCCGAUGACCCGGAGGCGGACGAGGCGGACAAGGUGCUUGCGCACGACGAUGUGGGGUACAGGGCGCGGCGGGCGCGCCUCCUGAGUCUCCCGAGCCCCUUUGGCACGCCCGCGCGUGUUGCGUAUCCGCAGGGGAGCCAGAUUCUCCUUCCCGGGCCCGACUUGGAGCUGGCGCAACAGACGGGGCUCAUGGACACGAGUCCGGGGUUUGCGAGCGAGGGCACCAUAAGCUUUCUGCCCGCGGGUCAUGUCGCGUAUCAGAUCUUCAACAUGCCCCCGCUGGACGAGGACUGGUACAAGGACCAUGAUCGACCCUUUCCAGAUGAACCAGACGAGUACGAAGACGCAUAUGAAGAGUAGAGCGACGUCCAGUCGCUGGGCCCGACUUUGAUCGUCGACUGGUCUCUACUCUACGGUUCGAAUUGUCGGACCAGAGCGUGUGCUUUCAAGUCGAAGUCGUUCAGAGCAGGAUCGUGAUGAGUCUGGAGGUUUUCAAGGAGGUGGCUAGGGUACAGGGGAGGUGCAGCCAAUCCUUCGAGGAUAGCAGUCUGAAUUUUGUACUUGUUUUGUACCAAGAAUUACCCAAAGGAUGUUGUACUCUUUUCGACCGCUCAUCAGCAUCACAACAAUGGUCUUGUGAGAAUGAAU